This is a messenger RNA of Suillus paluster, 1492 nucleotides long. Its product is annotated as kinase-like domain-containing protein. Gene Ontology annotation, molecular function: ATP binding; protein kinase activity. Lineage: Eukaryota; Fungi; Basidiomycota; Agaricomycetes; Boletales; Suillaceae. The transcript has 12 exons. The coding region runs from base 126 to 1304 and encodes 392 amino acids. The record is from RefSeq and is a predicted model, not a curated record. Gene Ontology annotation, biological process: protein phosphorylation.
UCAUUUGCAUAAAAUGAGCGAAAUAAUAUUGAGUGGCCUUAAGUAAGCUUGACUGAUGACCAUCAACCGAGUCCAAUCCAUAUUCUGUAACUGUUCAUUACUUACUACGAGGCUGAUUGGAAAACAUGAUGGCGAACGACGAUCUGGGGGUAGAGGACUUGCCAGACGAUUUGACGCCCAUUAUCACCCGAACAACUCGUGACCACGUUAGCGGAGGUGCAUAUGGCGAUGUCUGGAAAUGCAAUUACAAUGCAGAUGGUAUUUCACCCCUCGUGGCGGUCAAGGCCUUCAGGUUUUCAGACGGAGACGUUUUGGAGACAAUCAGCAGGAAAAUCAGCCGAGAAAUUGGCAUUUUGAAGAUUCUACGUCAUAACAACAUUUGGGGUAUAGCGACAGGAUUUGGACGGAUGCUAGAGUUGCCCUGCUUGGUGUCUCCGUGGAUGCCAAACGGCACGUUGAAUGUCUACCUACAGUCUAAACACAGAUAUUUAACAGUUCUGGAUCAUUCACGUAUGUUGGAGGAUGUCAGUGCUGGCCUUCGUUACUUGCACUCGAUACCAGUCAUGCACGGGGAUAUAACAGGGGCAAAUAUCCUAAUUGACAAGAGAGGUCAUGCGCGGCUGAUCGAUUUUAGUCUUUCCACCAUUGUUCAACCUCUUCUCGGCCAGUCGCACUUGGAAAGAUCGUCCCCACGUCCAGGUGCGAUCCGUUAUGCAGCACCAGAAUUGUUCUCAUCAGAUAAUUCCCUCGAGCUACCUUUGGAGAAAGCUGACAUCUACUCUUUUGGUUGUAUAAUGCUUCAAGUUCUCUCGGGUCGACUGCCUUGGUCUGAGAUCGGGUCAGGUCAGCUAUUGAUGUGCAUCAUUGUUACGAUAUCGCAAGGGCGUGGACCGCAACGUCCAGAUGGUCUACCUGCAAUAAUCGACCCAGAUUGGGACUUCAUCCAAAAGUGUCUGCAAUUCGUACCCGAACUUCGACCUUCAGCAGAUGAAGUACUUGACUUUGUCAUGCAUAGGUUUUCCUCAUCAGGUUCUACUAGACCACCUGAUGAUCCUCCAGAUGAUACACAGGAUGGCUUCCCCGGAGAUUCCUCCUACGGUGUUUCUGGUAGCUCGGACGCAACAGAACGACCUCCUGACAUUCUGCCACCCCACCAUGAUGAUGAACCGAAGCCCUCGAUCAUGAGCCCUCGAAUUCAGGUGUCUUAUUAUCACCGUGCGGACCUCAAUAAUAUGCUCCAACAAAGGUAUCCCUCAACUGCAGCGAGCCGUGUAAGAUGGGAGGUUUUAUCCGUAGGACCUUAGCAUUGUCCUACCUGGUCCGCUACGGUAUACAUUGACGGCCAAAAUCGCGGCUAUGGCCAGGCGCAUACGAAGGGCGCAGCCAAAGAAUUAGCAGCGAUGCAGGCAGUGAGAUACUUGCAAUGGGAGCGAACCCGACCGCUAGGGGGGAUUGUGAACCGUGCAGAGGGGUCAGAGCUGAUGGAGUAGCA